AUGGGUGCAACACCUACAAAGAUAACCAAGCAGUGGGCUGAUGGGCCUUUCCAGCUUAUCGAGACUCCGAGGAAGAGGCUGGGCAUCACAGACCCCAAAAAAGCUUCUGGGGCUGUCAAUGCGGCUACAGAAAUGGCCCUAGUCCACAACUUUAUAAUUCGUCCCUUGAAUUGCAUAUAUCUCCAAGCUCCCAACGUCAAGCUCGAGCAAGACAUCGCAGACUUCGUUGCAUUCAUGCAUGCGUGGGCGGUAACGAUCCAUGAGCAUCAUGAGACCGAGGAGAAAUUAUUCUUCCCGUGGCUGGAAGAAGAUAUCGGCAUCGAGAACUACAUGGAGAAGAGCGUCGAACAACACCAUGCCUUUGCGCCUGGUAUGAAGCAGUUGGACGAGUACGUCGCUGCGUUGAAAGCAGGCACGGAGGAUUAUGAUGGCGCCAAAGUUCGCGCUAUCAUUGAUAGCUUCGGGCCAAUCUUGACACAGCAUUUGAGUGAAGAGAUUCAGGCCUUCGAGGAACUCGAAAAGUUUGGAGACAAGAUUGAUUGGAAGAAGUGGAGUAAGAAAGUUUCGGAUUACGCUGUUGCACAUGUUGAUAAGGAAUACGGUAUUCCCCUUGUUGUUACAAACAUGGACUUAACAUUCGAAGGCGCUAUACAUAGCACUGUUUGGCCACCGUGGCCCUGGAUUGCAGGAUUGGUAUUCCGUUGGCUAUAUAUACCAAAGCAGAAAGGCGCUUGGAGAUUCUCUUGCUGCGAUGCACAUAGCAUACCAAAGGAGCUGGACGAACGAAGUAUCAAUACCCUCACAAUCACCGAAGACAUGACCAACUUCCUCGACCUCCCCAGCGAGCUUCGCAACCGGGUAUAUGAGCUGUGCUUAUUGCACCAAGAACCUAUUAGCCCUUCGUCUGAUUACAUUCCAUGGCAGGGGCUCUCACUUGGGCUCCUCCGCGCGAACAAUACCGUCCAUCGCGAAGCCAGCUGGCUGUUCUACGCCCAAAAUCGCUUUGAUUUUACCAUGGCCACCCCUGAGGACGUAGCCUCGUUCCUCGAGACAAUCGGACGUAAUAACGCAGACUGUAUCCGACAUGUCUAUAUCAACUUUCCGAACCUCCGCGAUCUAGAACCAGGUAACGUCACCCUCGUGGAGGGCAGCAUCGGCAUUCUCGCGAACAUCCAGAGCGGCUGCGCCAAUUUGAGCACGCUCACGACGUGCUUAUAUAGCACAAAUGCCAUGUUGCUUAAGCUCGACGCACUAGACUACCCGAAGAUUAUUACUGAGGCGUUAAAGCUAGUCAACACUCGCUUCAGAGCCAUUUUGUCCCUACAAGAGAUUAUUGUCGAGGUGGAUGAGGACGGCCCGAGCGACUAUAUAAAAAGGAAAAUGGAGAAUCACGGAUGGACAGUCAGUGAAAUAGAGUAUAUCGAAGAGUGGGGCAGCGGCAGGUCUUUCAGUGGCAUGGAAGAUAAUUGGGAUUAUGAUUAUGGCUCCGAUGAUGAUGAUGAUGAUUAUGACAUUGACUAUGAUAGUGACUUUUGGAGAAGAGCGGGGGACUGA
Messenger RNA from Venustampulla echinocandica, 1554 nucleotides. RefSeq lists its product as uncharacterized. NCBI's taxonomy places the organism in Eukaryota, Fungi, Ascomycota, Leotiomycetes, Helotiales, Pleuroascaceae. The record is from RefSeq and is a predicted model, not a curated record. The transcript is spliced from 4 exons. Bases 1 to 1554 code for a protein of 517 amino acids.